AUGGCGCCGCUCAAGAUUCUCAUCGUCGGGCCCAAGGAAGCCGGCAAGUCCACAAUCGCCAAUUUUCUCGCCGAACAUACGGACCGCCUGGGUAGCCAAGAGCGCUAUCAACCGACUGUUGGUGUCCGUAUCCUCGAGCUCGAGAAGGGCAAAACGAAUGUGGAGCUCUGGGACGUGUCAGGAGACCAGAACUAUGAGGCGUGCUGGCCUGCAGUGAUGAAGGAGACAGACGGUGUUAUUCUUGUCUACAACCCGGAGUCUCAUGUCCACGAGAGCGAGGCCAUGCUCUGGUACGAGUGGUUUAUUCAGAACGCUGGCUUGGACAGUUCUCAGUGCCUCGUAUUCGAGCACUCGACGGGGAACAAUAAUAUGGCAAUGCCACUGGCUUCGAAAUCUCGUCUGCCGAGCCAUUUGCGUGUUGUUGCGACUACAUUCGACACCCCCAACGUUUUCAAGAGCGAGUUCAGUCGACUCGUUACUGCAGCUCUCGAACGCCAACAGCGCCGCAAAUAA
Molecule: messenger RNA, 513 nt
Organism: Phytophthora nicotianae INRA-310
Lineage: Eukaryota; Oomycota; Peronosporomycetes; Peronosporales; Peronosporaceae
Exons: 4
Coding region: 1-513 (170 amino acids)
Biological process (GO): intracellular protein transport
Cellular component (GO): endomembrane system
Molecular function (GO): GTPase activity; GTP binding
Source: RefSeq, a predicted model, not a curated record